CACUCCUCAGGUACUCCCAAGAUUCAGGUUUACUCCCGUCACCCGGCGGAGAAUGAGAAGCCAAAUUUCUUGAACUGCUAUGUGUCCGGGUUCCACCCACCACAGAUUGAAAUUGAUUUGCUGAAGAACGGGCAGAAGAUGAAAGCGGAGCAGUCUGACCUGUCUUUCAGCAAGGACUGGUCUUUCUAUCUCCUGGUGCACACUAACUUCACGCCCAACGCAAGAGAUGAGUACAGCUGCCGCGUGAAUCAUGUGACUCUCCAGGAACCCAAGAUAGUUAAGUGGGAUCGAGACCAGUAAGCAGCAGCAUGGAGGUUUGAAGAUGUCUCUUUUGGAUUGGACUAAUUCCAAAUUCUGUUUUCUUGCUUUUUAAUACUAAUAUACUUUCAGGCUUUAUGUGCAUAAAUCAGACAUUAUACUGAUGUUAUCACAAAUACCACUUUAUGUCUCCAUGUUUGACUUGUCUGCUGGAGCUGUAUUGGGGGCGCUGGUAGCUUAGAGGUGCAGAGGAGGAAAUUCCAUGUAUAACAUCAACAUCUGCAUCAAAUCUGAACUCUUCUGUCUCUUCUGCACACAAAACUGGAUAAUAAGAUAGUUAUGCAUGUUUAGAGGAAACCUUCAAUUUAUAAUUGUGCUUAGAAUUUUGGGAAAAUUUUUAAAGAUAUUUAUCAGAAUUAUGGAAAUUUGUGAUAGUGGGUGAAACAUUCUGCCAUAUAAAAUUCAUAUUUACCUCUUACAUGUGUCAGAGUGCAAUAUGGUUGUGCCUAUGUUGAUUAUAUUUUUGUUUCACUAAAAAAAAAAUGGUAAAACACGUUCAGCUUCUCAGAGGAACAAUAGCUAACUUCUCAAUGUCAGUGGGAUCCAGAACACAGUAGAAAGUGAUCAUGAAUGUGGUGACACAACUGCCUGCUUAGAAUUCCAUGCACAACAAAAAUAUCUUUCAAAAAUGACUGCAAAUUGACACUUUAGAUGAAAACUGAGAUCAGCACCAGUCAGAUCCUCAUUAAAGGAGAUUCUAAAUGAUACACCUUACGCAGAGGGAAGGCCUACAAUGUGAGAAGUGAACAGCAAGGGAAAUGUAUCAAUUCUCUGUAAAAAGAAAGAAGCCUGCAUACUUAAGUGUAAUGAAUGCCAGUGUAGUAAAAACCAAACAAACAAAGAAAAAACCCACAACAAUUAUGUAAGUAUAGGGCAAGUGAUGUUAAAGUCCAUUCAGUGGACUUCUGUUACCCAGAAGGGUAAAGUUAUACACUUUUUUGGUAAUUUAAACAUGUACAUUAUAUUUCCUAGGGUAUCCUCUUAA
Messenger RNA from Vicugna pacos (alpaca), 1303 nucleotides. NCBI's taxonomy places the organism in Eukaryota, Metazoa, Chordata, Mammalia, Artiodactyla, Camelidae. The record is from RefSeq and is a predicted model, not a curated record.